AUGGCGCGGUCGUGCUCAUUGCUCAAAAACAAACCACACCACCUUCUGUGCCUUGGGCCACACUAUGACAUGGCUCUCAAGCUCCAACAAAAGCUCGCCCCUCACUUUACCUACUGCGCCAUCUUCACCAAGAUCGAACCCAAAAAGACAUACUCGCUGGACAACUUCGAACUGAUGCUCGAGGUAAUCUACCUGGCCCCCGAAGGCGUCAUUCUCGGAGGUGGCUUAAACGAAGAGGAAGGCGAGGAGAUGCGCCAACUCGUCGCGGCCCGCAAAGACGAGAAUGGACAGCCGAUGAAGUUCGCCAAGGUCCUUCCCGGCAGGUUUGAGCAGAGCAGGCCCGAGGGUCUAGUCGAGACGACCCAGGGACUUGUAGGGCGAGGCCUUCAACGUUGA
Messenger RNA from Cladophialophora bantiana CBS 173.52, 396 nucleotides. RefSeq lists its product as uncharacterized. Bases 1 to 396 code for a protein of 131 amino acids. The record is from RefSeq and is a predicted model, not a curated record. The transcript has a single exon. Lineage: Eukaryota; Fungi; Ascomycota; Eurotiomycetes; Chaetothyriales; Herpotrichiellaceae.